AUGGCCUCCUCCUACGACCCGAGAGGCCUCGAGAAUGGAAUCGCUCCCAAGGGACCGAACAAGGAGAUCACGCGGCACCACCACCAUGGGCGGACGGCGCACAACAUGUCGUCUUCCUCGCUGCGUAAGAAGUCGGAUCUCUCGCUGGUAUCCAAAGUCCGAUGGAGCUUCCUUAGAGAUUUUUUGGGUAACCUACAAGAAGUCUUCCUGGGUACCAAGCUCUUCAUCCUCUUCCCCACGGUCCCCCUCGCCGUCGCCGCCAACUAUUAUAACUUCGGCAGCGUGAGUUUUUACUUGUUCUCCGUCCAAACAGGUGUAGGCUGGUCGUGUAAUCCGUGUCGGUCUGUUUGUUGAGGAGUGAUAACUAAUAUGGAACUUCCAUACGUGAUAUUUGGGUCCUCCCCUGUUGUUCGGCCGGCUUCUCCUCAUUUUGGGCUCAUGGCAGGCGUGGCUCUUCGCUUUAAGUCUGCUGGGACUCACUCCACUGGCCGAGCGAGUCAGUUUCCUCACCGAGUGAGUACAAUUCUCUCUCUCGAUCUCUCUAUAAAUCUAUCAAUCAAUCUAUCUGUCUCUCUACAUAUCUCUCUCUCACGGCCUGAUGCUCUUCGUGGAUCUUUCUUGAUGGGGUUGAUCUCGUUUGGAUGUUGGGGAUCAUCACAGACAAAUAGCCUACUACACGGGACCGACGGGUACAUAUUUACACGACUCUCGAGCUCUCCUCUGCUCAUUAUCUCCGUCGAAACCGACUCUGACGGGUCAUCUCCACAUUCUUUCAGUGGGAGGUCUCCUGAACGCGACAUGCGGGAACGCGACGGAGUUGAUCAUCGCCCUUUUUGCCCUCAGCAAGGGCAAGAUCGAAGUGGUGAAAUGCUCCCUCGUCGGCUCCAUACUUUCCAACCUCCUCCUCGUCCUAGGCUCCUCCCUCUUCCUCGGCGGCAUCGCCAACCUCUCCGCCAAGGAGCAGCGCUACGACCGGGUAGGUUAUCUAUCGAUUUAUUUGUCUUCUUAGGGCGAUCUUCGUGUUUCGGCUGCCAUCUGAGAAUAUUUACGGUGAUGUGGCGGUUUUUUUGUCUGAACCGUGGCAAAGUUCUGGCGUCGGGGCUCCAUAAUCUGCCGCGAACGGGAGAUUAUGGGCCCCCGGCGCCCUUGGCCGCGAAAAAUGUCCAGGGAGGGCAUCUCCCUCGAGAAUCUUAUACAAUGAACCAGAAACAAGAAUGUCACUAGUAGUUUUCAGCUGCACUGCCAUUCCGUCCCGGGCGAAUCUUGAGAGCCCAUUCUAAGAAGACUUGGCGUGGUCAUGGACCUGCAGAAGCAAGCCGACGUGAGCACAAGCCUGCUGCUACUGGGGGUGCUGUGCCACAUGCUCCCUCUAAUGUUCAAAUACGGCACCAGCGGCGGAGAGCGGACGGUGGAGGCGGGGGUGCCCACGCUGCAGCUAUCAAGAGCGUGUAGCAUCGUCAUGCUCCUCGCCUACGUCGCCUACAUCUUCUUCCAGCUCAAGACCCACCGCCAGUUCUUCGAGGCCCAGGAGGUUCGGGACACGCCAGCCUGCUGCGAGAUUCUUUCAAAAUCCCCGCGGCCCCGGCUGUUCGACUAACCCUCUGAGGCGCUCUCAGGAUGAGGACGAAAAUGGUGUCGAAGCGGUUUCGGAGGAGCAGCCGGCCAUAUGCUUCGGCAGCGCGCUGGCAUGGCUGGUGGGGAUGACGGCAGUGAUUGCCCUACUCUCCGAAUACGUCGUCGGCACCAUCGAGGUACGAUGAUCACUCCAAGGCGGAAGGAAAGAACAACAUCGUGAAUGCAAUCGCCGUUCCCUCGCAACUUUUCCUUCUCGCUCGUUCAUUUUUCUUUCCCCUGUUGUCUGCAUUGGCGCAGGCCGCGGCAGAAUCAUGGAGCAUCUCAGUCAGUUUCAUCAGCAUCAUUCUCCUCCCGAUCGUCGGCAACGCCGCGGAGCACGCGGGGGCCAUCAUCUUCGCCUUCAAGAACAAGCUGGUAACAGAGCAAGAAAACUAGCAUACUCUAUUAACGGUGCGCGUGAUAGUUAAUAUCCGGGAGUUUCCUUUCUUCACGCCUCAAAUGACAGGACAUCACUCUGGGCGUAUCGUUAGGUUCAGCCACUCAGAUUUCCAUGUUCGUGGUAAGUUAUCGAUACCAUCACCGAUCUCUCUCCGGCUUCGAUCAACUGUCCCAGGGAGGAACACGGUGCUAACGUUGUUGUCGUGCGGAACAGGUACCACUGAGUGUGACCGUGGCGUGGAUCAUGGGGACUCCUAUGGACCUCGACUUCCAGAUCCUGGAGACGGGAUCCCUGCUGCUGGCGGUCCUCGUCACCACCUUCAGCCUUCAGGUGAGCAGCGACCGCGGGCUCGCCUCGCAUUUGAUUAUAAAAUAAAUUCGGAGGAUGGUUGUCGUGUGUUGUGUGCUUACCCCGUCUGCCUGAUCCUUGUAGGACGGGACGUCGCACUACCUCAAGGGGCUGGUGCUCUUGCUCUGCUACGUCGUCAUCAGCGCGUGUUUCUUCGUGCUCAAGACUCCCAUGAGUGAGUGUUCGUCUUUACCAUGGUCUCCACUAAAAGCUUUUUUUUACAGAAUAACGUCGCGAUUAAGUUUCGCCAGUUCUCUCUCUCUCUCUCUCUCUCUCCGGAGAUCUAACUCGUGGCGGUGAUGAACGUCCAGCGGAGGGAAACGGCAUCCACCGGCUCGGGCCCUCUCCGAUGUCGAGCGGGGGUUUCGGCGCGUCGGCUUAG
This is a messenger RNA of Spirodela intermedia, 2744 nucleotides long. The record is from the annotation of a GenBank genome assembly. Lineage: Eukaryota; Viridiplantae; Streptophyta; Magnoliopsida; Alismatales; Araceae.